AUGGAAUCACACCCGAGCUCUUCAAUAUCUCAGCCAAACGCACAAUACGGCUCGACCUCUACCACCUCGCGCCCCCGAAGGAGCAGCGUCUUCAAUGGCCCCGGUACUGAGGGGCGCACUGGUCUGGGUACACUGGGGGUGCACGAUGACAAAAGCGAACUGGUAGGGGACUGGAGCAAUUGGCAGCCCCUGGAGGACGCUGUGGGCGGUGGGGAUGAAGAUGCGAAUGAGGCUCCAGCCCCGGCUCGAAAUUGUUUAAUGGCGCAGAACCACUUCACCUCAGGUCAUUCGGAUGAUCGGGCAAGUAGUUUCUACCCAACCUACAAGAAACAACAAGAGCCUUCGACAAAACGGCUCAGACGAUUCAAGUCAUAUUGGUCUGCUAUAUGGCCUCUCUCGCCCGUAUCAGCAGUUGUUCUCAAAUGCUCUCUGGCAUAUUUUGUGGCUUCACUGUUCACCUUUAUGCCGGCUCUAUCAUCACUCUUAUCGACAGCGGCUAUCCUCGAUGAGCAUGGCCGGGUCAUACGGCAGCCGGCAGAACUGGGGCAUAUGGUAGCAACUAUGGUGGUAUUUUUCAACGCCGGCAAGUCAUUGGGCAAUAUGCUCCUCUCGAACCAAUAUUGUCUCGGUCUCGUGACCCUCGCCACAAUUGCCUCCCUUCUUUCUAUCGCAACUUUCCAGGUGUUCGACCGGUCCUCGCCAACAGAAGGCAAAGGGUGGGAUUCCGUGACGGAGGUAGCGGGCUGGACGGUAUGUUUUGCCUGGAUAGGUGGUACGAUGGGCGUCAUUGCGUGGGCAAAAGUUUGGAUUGGAAGUCUGCAUUUUAAUGGAGGAUGCUCUAUGGCGGCGAUUUUGCUGUACAGUGUGGUUCUGAGAGAGGGGUCUAUUCCGAAACUGUUCGAGAUUCUCGAGAUCAUCUGCUUCGGAGUCAUCAUCACCAACUUCAUCAACCUUGCCGUCUUUCCCGUAUCAUCUACCACCACCCUUCAAACCUCCAUCACCAAGUCUCUCGAUUCAUUCAAAACCCUUCUCGACCUCCUCACCUCUACUUUCCUGCUCGAAAAGACCGUCGUCAAAGAUGCUCGCCUCCACCUCAAGGAUGCCGUCAGAGACCAUUCCGCAACCUUCAGCCAGCUCAAGAAUGAUCUGGCCGAGGCCAAGAGGGAGAGGAUAUUCGAUGGGAGGAUCAGAGGGAAGAAGCUUCAUUUGUACGAGGCGGCUGUGACAAGUCUGGGGAGGUUGGCGCAACAUCUGAGCGGAUUGAGAAGCUGCGAGAGACUUCAAGAAAGUUUGAUCAAGGCUACUACUGGAGGAAGGAUCAGAUGGGAGCAGGGUGUCGACGGUCGACCCAGACUCGUCAUUGUCGACGACAAUAGCGAGACCGCUCAAACGUCUGGUCAGGACGAGGUGGCAGAGGAUAGCUUGAGGGUGCUUGUGGAGUUUCGAGAGUUUGCAGGUGCCAGGAUGGAUGCUUUGAACGUCUCUUGUGACCAAGCUCUCGACGCCGUACAAGGCCUCUCCCGCAAAGACAGCAUCGACACUCACACCCUUGUCUCCGUCAGGUCGAAUCUCGCCGAUGCUCUAAAAACUUUCAAAGAAGCGGCUGGCGAAGCCAUCACAAAGGUGUAUGUAAGCGCCGAUGGAAGCCACGGUGGUUCCGUCGGGAGCGAACAUGAGGAAGCUACUCUGCAUGAAGGAGAGGAUUCGGGCAAUGGACCCAAUGAGACGGUCUUUUUGAUCUACUUCUUUCUCUUCACUUUCGAGGAGUUUGCUCGUGAGAUGCUCUUUCUUUUGGAUACAAUGGCAGAAAUCGUCACAUCCCGGCAAGUGUCAGCAUGGGACCAGAUCAAGUCGUACACCCUGAGAGGCAAGCGUGUAAUGACCGAGGGUCAGUUCUUGUACGCUCAGCUCACCAACAUCGUCCCGGUCGGCCCUUCCAAGCUUCAAGCACCCCUUCACCCCGUCAGCAGCAAAGAUGCCACCAGUCGCCUCACCGAGCGCAUCCAGCCACCGCGCACGAAGUUCGAAAAGUUUAUGCGAGCUUGGGGUGAAUGGGAAGAGAGGAUGGAGCAGCCUGAUAUGAGAUACGCCAUCAAGACUGGACUUGGAGGAGCGUUGCUGGCCUUGUCGGCUUAUCUCCCUGCGACAAGAGCAUUGUUUCUACAUUACAGGGGCGAAUGGGCUUUGGUGGCGUUCUUGUCAGCUAUGAGCCAGACGGUCGGCCAGACCAACUACAUUUCUUUAGCGAGAAUCUUUGGAACCGUCACCGGCGGUCUCGUUGCUGUCAUACUCUCAAGACUCUUCUCAGAAAGCCCAAUAGUUUUGCCUUUAGCUGGCUUUCUGUUCUCCAUGGUCUGCUACUACGUUAUCACCCAGAUGCCCGACUACUUUGACGCCGGCCGGUUUACGCUCUUGACUUAUAAUCUCUCUUGCCUCUUUGCGUACAACUCGCGAAAUCAUUCCGACGUUACCGUAGAGCUCAUCGCCCUCGAGCGAACGAUGAGUGUCACUGUAGGGAUUGUAUGGGCAGGUCUUAUAUCGAGGUAUUGGUGGCCUUUUACCGCCAGAAGGGAACUUCGAAUGGGCCUCAGCGACUUCUGCUUGGAUCUAUCAUACCUCUACUCAAAGCUUGUGACGACCUACAGUAAAGGAUCAACCGACGACGAGGUAGUUGACGACUGUAAUUGUGACAAUGAAGGCAGCAGACCCGGCGAGACGACACCCCUCUUACCCACCUCUUCCAUUUGCCGAACCCACCUCAGCAAGAGCGUCCGUCAAUUCAUGAGCAUGGAGCUUCACCUCCAAUCUCAACUCGGCUCCCUCCGCAAUCUCCUUGCUCACACCCGUAAUGAGCCCCGAUUGAAAGGGCCGUUUGCAUACGGGUUCUAUCAGGAGGUGCUGCUGAGCUGUGAAAGGGUGCUGGACAGGCUGCACAGUAUGAGGUGUGUCACUACGCGGGAUGAGUGGGACAAUCACAUGCGUCGAACUUUUGUUUUACCAGUCAACAAAGAGCGCCGAGAAAUGGCAGGCAACGUUAUUCUAUAUUUCUAUACCCUUUCAGCCGGCUUACGCCUUCGAUCUCCCAUGCCCCCUUACCUCCCCCCAGCCGAAUCCGGGCGUCAGAAACUCGUACACGCUAUCCGGUCCCUCGACGUCGUGCGCAAGAGGAGUGUCGAAGGAGGAGGAAGACACCUCCUGUUUUUUGCCUAUUCGCUCGCUAUGCAGGAAGUGAUAGCGGAGCUGGAGCAUUUGGGGACGAUGAUGCAGGAUGCGUUCGGCGACACCGCGUAG
Molecule: messenger RNA, 3291 nt
Organism: Cryptococcus wingfieldii CBS 7118
Lineage: Eukaryota; Fungi; Basidiomycota; Tremellomycetes; Tremellales; Cryptococcaceae
Exons: 18
Coding region: 1-3291 (1096 amino acids)
Source: RefSeq, a predicted model, not a curated record